Messenger RNA from Penicillium olsonii, 975 nucleotides. The record is from the annotation of a GenBank genome assembly. Lineage: Eukaryota; Fungi; Ascomycota; Eurotiomycetes; Eurotiales; Aspergillaceae.
AUGACUUCCCCCUCGACGAUUGCCUCGCGCUUCCUCUCGCAUCCUAACCAGCUCGGUGUGGUCGCAGUUGGUUUCAAUGGCGGACAGUGCAAGAAGGGUGUCGAGGCAGCCCCCAUGGCCCUCAUCGAAUCAGGGCUUCUGAACCAGCUCAGCGAGGAUCUCGACUACGAAGUCCACCACGACAACACAGUCCACUACUAUGAGAAGGACAUCCCCGACGAAGACCCCGACUUCCGUGGCAUGAAGAAGCCCCGCGCCGUCAGCGCCGUCACCGAGAAGCUCAGCUCCCAGGUCCACAACUACGCCAAAGAUGGCAAGUUUGUUCUCACUCUUGGCGGAGAUCACUCGAUCGCCAUCGGAUCUGUCUCCGGAACCGCGAAGGCGAUUCGCGAACGGUUGGGUCGCGAGAUGGCUGUGAUCUGGGUCGACGCCCACGCUGAUAUCAAUACUCCCGAGAGCAGUGAUAGUGGCAACAUCCACGGCAUGCCCAUGGCGUUCCUAACCCGGCUGGCCCGGGAGGAGCAGCGGGAUGUCUUUGGCUGGAUGAAAGAUGAGCACAUUGUGAACACACAAAAGCUCGUCUAUAUCGGUCUGCGGGAUGUGGACCGUGGUGAGAAGAAGAUUCUCCGCGAGAAUGGCAUCAAGGCAUUCAGCAUGCACGAUAUUGACCGUCAUGGCAUCGGUCGCGUUGUCGAAAUGGCCCUCGCCCACAUUGGCAACGAUACCCCCAUUCACUUGUCGUUCGAUGUGGAUGCCCUGGACCCCCAGUGGGCUCCCAGCACUGGUACCCCGGUCCGCGGGGGACUGACCCUGCGUGAGGGAGACUUCAUCUGUGAAGCGGUGCACGAGACUGGAAACCUGAUUGCCAUGGACUUGGUGGAGGUGAACCCCAGCUUAGAGGAGAAGGGCGCAUCAGAGACCAUCCGCGCGGGGUGCUCACUGGUGCGGAGCGCAUUGGGCGACACCCUUCUGUAA